This is a messenger RNA of Polistes dominula (European paper wasp), 2819 nucleotides long. It is a transcript of the gene stet, whose product is annotated as stem cell tumor. Gene Ontology annotation, cellular component: membrane. The record is from RefSeq and is a predicted model, not a curated record. Gene Ontology annotation, molecular function: serine-type endopeptidase activity; calcium ion binding. Lineage: Eukaryota; Metazoa; Arthropoda; Insecta; Hymenoptera; Vespidae.
AUUUUAAUCUGAUAAAAGCACGUAUAACAUGCAAUUAUUUACUUAAUUUAAAUAAGAGUCUCGUUCAUAAAUUAUUAUUAAAAAUAAGACAAAGUUUAUUCAAAAUGACGUCUCAAGGAAGGAAAAUAGGAAGAAAAAAAAAGAAAAAUAGUUCAUCGAUGAACAAGAAGAAGUAGAUGCAAAAAGUAUGGACUAGCGUGCACGUUCAAGUAAACGCUUGUCGCGUGGGAGAAUAGGUGGGGGAGUAAAACGAAUAGGCUGAGGGGUAAGAGGAUGUUGUUAGGGGGUGGCAGUGUAGGGUUGAAAGAGGGGGAUGGUGGGUCAGCGGACGAGGGCGGCAAAGCCCUCGUCAGUCGCGUCACGCGUUUUCCAUCGACGACGUCGCUAUAAUACUGGGGAUUCGGCAAACUAACUAAACAUUACAGUUAGCUACGAGUUUGCCGAUCCAACGUUUUUUUUCUCGUCGUGCUAGUUUUACUUUUGUCUUUUAUAUCUCGUCCCUACGAGUCUUCCACCUCAAGUCCCAGACUUUUAGCACCUCAACUUCGAUUUUGUUCUUUCCCUCAUUGUAUUUGCUGUUGUCCUAUAGUAAAUAUACUUCUAUAUAUUAAAAGACCAGAGGAAUAAAGGCUAGCAAGGCAGCCAACACGUGACGCCUCAUCGUAAUCGGUCGAGCACGCCGCGGUAAAACGGUCUCUUAUCGAUCGAAAUGUACCGCGCAGCACGUUGCCGCAGUUCCGCAUGGCGCCUACCACCUCCACCCUCACGAUUUUCGAUGCUAUCGCCAUAGAAAACACGAGGACUCCCACGACUCUUAUAUUAUCUCUUUCGAGUUUUCAUUAAUUCGAACGCAUUGUCGCGUUAACACAAUCGUUCGCCGAAUUUAAUCAAAAAUCAAUGACUUUGUUCGGAAGGGAUUAUUCUUGAUUGAUUUCACGAAAGAUAUCUCCAUUAAUUGUAAUUAUUAUUCGUAUAUCUUCGGUAAUAGUUCAAUUGAUUAUCUUUCGUUAAUAUAUUUUAGAUAAGGAUUUACAUAUAACUUUGAGUAAACAUAGCAAAACAAUCGAGUGAAGCUUGCGAUAGAUCGAUCAUUUUCAAAGGAAACACGAAUGGCCAAUGAGAAUCGUUCUUUCUCCCGCCAAAACCGUGGCGCGUUGAGAAUUCUAUUCUUGUUUCGCAAAAUAACGAGUUGCGCGUGCGUGCAUGUGUGUGUUUGAAGAUUAAUUUUCACGUGAUUGUUCAUCGAAAAUAAAAAUAAUUUCGAACAUUGUUAUUUCUAAAUCAUGUCAAGAUCAUGUCGAUGAAAUUAAAUUACAUCUAUGUAUCGGAUCACAUUCGUACUGAGAAGAAAGGCUCCUCGUAACAGAAAAAAGACGGAAGAGGGAGGAAUGAGGAGAUUCGUCCGGUGACGUUGUGCCACGCGCGGUAAUGCUACUGGCAAGCGGUGCCUCGAUACCGACCAUAGCCGGUGCCGUCGAGGAGGAAGAUUAUGCGCGUAGCGAAGCUAACAGCGCGUACUAUGAUGGAUACGUCACCGAUCAUACCGAUCUCGCAUCUGAGAUCGAUAUCGACGAAUCCGAGUAUAGAAGAGAAUUACUCAACGAUAAAUGGCGGAUGCUGUUCGACAAGUUCGAUCCUGAGGGUUUCGGAGAGAUACCAUUGGAGGACUUUUUGGUAGCGUUAAAAAGUGCCGAGUGGAAAACAGAAAUACCAGCUAACAAGAGAGAUAUUUUGCUCGCUAGAGCAAAAGAAUCCAAGGUCGAUGCGAUUACCUUUCAGGACUUUGUUAAUGUGAUGAGCGGUAAACGUACGAGAAGUUUCAAAUGCGCGGUCCACCAUCGUGACCGUGAGGUAUGCUCGGAAAACGACUUCCAUUUGCUAGUUCACGAACCACCCUUGUUUCGCAGGAUGGUCCGCAUGAUCGGCGACGAAUUUUUGACAGAAGAAAGGGACCGAAAAUAUUACGCAGACCAUUAUACCUGUUGUCCACCACCCCUCUUCAUCAUUCUCAUCACCCUAGUCGAGUUGGGUUUCUUUACUUAUUACACCGUGGCAAAGGGCGAGGUUAAUCCCUCGGGUCCAGUACCAAUCGACAGUGUCUUCAUCUACAGGCCGGACAAACGCCUCGAGCUUUGGAGGUUCGCCUUCUAUAUGUUCCUUCAUGCUGGGUGGCUUCACCUGUUGUUUAAUCUGGGAGUGCAGGUGGUCGUGGGACUUCCACUCGAGAUGGUGCACGGAAGUUUGAGGAUUGCCGCUGUUUAUAUGGCUGGAGUCCUGGCCGGUUCCCUGGGUACCUCGGUGUUUGACACUGACGUCUAUCUGGUUGGAGCCAGUGGUGGCGUUUAUGCUCUUCUAGCCGCUCAUCUAGCCAACGUUCUUCUAAACUACAACAAUAUGGAGUUUGGCAUAGUUCGACUUAUCGGCAUCUUCGUCAUCGCUAGCGCAGACGUAGGUUUUGCUAUCUACGACAGGUACGCAGCAGAACAAAUCUACGCCGGUUUACCUGUCUCGUACGUUGCCCAUUUAACCGGUGCCUUAGCAGGAUUGACCAUCGGUCUUCUGGUAUUGAAAAAUUUCGAACAAAGAUUGCACGAGCAAUUGUUAUGGUGGGUGGCACUUGGGGUUUACGCGGCCUGCACAAUAUUCGCGGUCAUGUACAAUCUAAUGCAUCCGAAUUAUCCAUGACGCGAGGUCAGCUUCGCUUACGGUCAACCAAGAAACACGUAACGCGAAGCUGAUAUUAUCAAUCCUUGGAAGAGAAAACGUAGAAAGAAAAGAAGGAAGAAGAAGAGGGAGAUAAUAAUAAUAACAAAGAAGAG